This is a messenger RNA of Planococcus citri (citrus mealybug), 2706 nucleotides long. RefSeq lists its product as uncharacterized. The record is from RefSeq and is a predicted model, not a curated record. The transcript has 6 exons. Bases 429 to 1979 code for a protein of 516 amino acids. Lineage: Eukaryota; Metazoa; Arthropoda; Insecta; Hemiptera; Pseudococcidae.
AGACGACGUACGUAGUACGCAGAAAUCAGUAAAAUUGAAGUAUUCAUAAAGUCGUUAUUUUUUCAUGAAAUGAUCAAAAUUUAAUAUCGAUCGAUAGGAAAUUUUAUUGUCUUUAAUUUGAGACUACACGUAAGUUCACCCGGACUCGCGAACUAUCGAGAAAAUUGCAUUUUUUACGUGAGAAAUUGUAUGCAUACUUACUAGUCCGUUAUCACUCAGGGAACAAAAUGGCCGAUGCGCUCACCCACUUUAUAUAGAGCCUUACACUGAUUUAUAUUUGUUUUGUUGUAUUCUGAAUUUACUUAUCAGUAGAAUGUAAUGUCAUUUUGUCAGUGAUAACACCUUAACACCGCUUUCAGGUUUCAAUUUAUUCAAAUAUUAAUUAAGUGUUUCUGUUUACGAUUACGAGUAAUUAUUCACACCCCAAGAUGGAGGUGCCAAAAAUAGGGGACGACGUUACAAUUCCUUUCGAAACGUUGAAACAAUUAGCCGCUAAUAAUUUAAUACCCGAGCCACCAUCCCAUGUUGGGAGAGGCAGAAAGAGGAAAUUGUAUACAUUCAAGAUGGACAGAUACAACACCGAUGGAGAAACUAUUCUAGCAAGUCUUACCGAUCCGCAGUUCGAUUACCACGUAGUUUUGAGCAUAAAUUAUUUCACCAAGGCCAAGACCAACAAUAAGACAACUCCUAAAAUGUCAUCACAGUUCAAGAAACGUAAUGUGGCAUUGGCUGCAGGACAAAAUUCAGAAGUCUCAGAAAGUGGUAUCUUGAACGAUCCUACACAGGCGCAACAAAUGAAAGAUCCACUAGAUGGAGCCGUUCCAAGAAUUUUGACAAGCUUCAGUUUACCUGAACCUGAAAAUAUUUCAAGAAUGCCGCCUAAUUUAAAUGCCUCGAAAGUAUCAUUCAGUUUUAAUUCACCACCCGAGAACUCGAGUGGACAAGUGUUGCAAAUGGCCAUUUCUCUGGCUGAGUCGAAAGUGAUACACUACGAAAAUUUGGCAAAUAAUGCCAAGAACCAACUCUUGAGAUUGAAAGAGAAAUAUAUUGAAGAUGAUCCUGACGACAUGAUAGGAACGAUGAAAGAGAUACAAAUUAAAGAAUUAGCCGAAAAAUAUUCCAAAAAGAUGUUGGAUAUUUUUAACGAUGAGCCAGUCAUGUCUUACGAAUUUCGCAAUAUAAAGGACGACAAAUAUCCAGCUUUAGAUUUUACGAUGGUACAACGUUUGCCCCUAAUUAUUACGUUUGAGAAAAAUGCCGAGUACGAGCAAGCCUUUGAGGAGUAUAUGAAGGGAACCUCGAUUUUCAAUUUAUUGGAUGGUAGACGCGUUUAUGGUUCAUUGAAAGUUCCAAUUUGGGAAUCAAACAGAAUAAGCUCUGACAAGCCAGCAAUGUUGAAAGGCGCCGAGAGUGUGAUAAGAUUUGCCUUACCAUUCAAGAAUUCUGCCGUACUGAUGUAUGCUUGUCGAGGUUUUAGUUGCCCAUUUUAUCGGCCGAAUCGCCGAAUUGUUCGACAACACGAGAUAGCCACUGGACAUUUCAUUGAACAAGAAAAAGGACCACAGAAAGGAAGUCCAUCGAAGAACAAUAACGCACUCGCAGUAUCUAUCAAUAAACAAGAGGUUAAGCGUGAAUACCGAUAUUCGUCCGACGAUUCAGUGGUCGAAACUGAAGUUACGCACGCCCGAGAAAUAACCGUUACAAAAAAUCGUCGAAGAUCGAAAAAAAGAGCAUCCGAAUAUACCGAAUCUGCUCAACAUGGAAAAAUAAAACGCGAAGGAAACCUGCGCUCGUCUUCUGAAGACUCCCUCAUCGAAGUCGGUGUUUACCAACUGGACAAACGUGGCCGAAAGAGACCAUAUGAGAGACCAAAAGUAUCUACGAAUAAGCCAAAGCAAGAAAUGAAGAACGAAGCAUAUUCAUCCGACGAUUCCGUAAUUGAAGUUGGAAUAAUACGGCCGGAUGAAAAUAGGCUUUAGAAAGCUGAUUCUAGUAGAUGAAAUGAGCUCGUUGAAUUGAAUAAAAUUCAGAAUUUUUUUAACAAAAGGUCAAUCGCUAAUUCAUGACGACUCGUUUAUAAGAAUAUUUUAUUUUACUUAAUUAAUUGUGAUCAGUUUGCAGAUGUAUCGACGAUAUAGGUGCAUCUGGCAACGAAAUACAGGGUGGUCCACAUCAAAUCAUUCUGUUGAAGGUGGCUUUCGAAUUUUCGCUGAAAAUAUUUGGCAAUAAAAUCUACCAAUAAAAAAUCAAUUCCAUUCUUGAGAAGGAAAUAACACGUUGGGUAAAAUUUUAAGGAAAAUUCUCUUUCGAUCAAGCUAUGCUUGAUGCAAAAAUUUUUGUCCGAGUUGAGACACCUCUCCCUUGUAAGCGAAAAAAUAUGUACUAGGAAAUCAAUUAAGGUGUGCGCAUAUGUUUUUAGAACCUCACAAAUGGGCCACUCUGUAAAUUUCUCAACCCACCUCCCUCUUGUGUUCUUUUUGAAAUUUUGGCAAAUCGUUGGAUUCUGCCUGCCCUUGAAUUUUUUCCUGCUCUGGUGUUUGAGCGCUUUCCUCCCCUCCCCCUUUCUUCGAACUGAUCUCGGUUAAUGGUUUUAAGUUAAUUAUGCGUAAGAGCAUAAUAUUUUGAGUUGUUUUUCAUAAUUAUUAUAUUUUUUGUUUUGUAUUCAUUAAUUUUUGAUAUAAACAUAAAUAUUUUUCUAUUGAAAAA